AGCAGAACUUCCAAGGGGGCCAAAACUCGAAGCCAUGUGAAGCUCUAGCGCAUCGGUUAUCAUCUGCUCCAUCAUAAAUAACCUUAAAAAUUUAGAAAAAUAUAAAUAAAAAUAAAAAUAAAGCCCAAAAUGGCAGGGCUGAAGCUGAGCAUGGCAGCCUCAAUCUGCGUCAAACCAAGCAAAUGGGUCCGAACCAUAGCCACCACCACCAGCCGGGCUCCACCCUCACUCCACCUAACCCGGCGCACGAUAGUCCCCUCGUCAUCCUCGGCCCAAUUUAGCAUCCCCCUUCCCAAUAAAAACCUACCUGUUUUUAGAUUUGCCUCUCCCACCUGUUUGUCUUCCUCCGCAAAAAAUAAAGGAGCCUUCAACGGGUCGGAUUCCGGGUCUGGCGGCAUUCUCGCGGAUAUGGAUUUGGAUUCCAAAACGUCUCCGUUGAUGCAACAGCAGCAAGACCACCAGCCGAAGUUGUCUUCUUCUAAUAAUUCGUCUUCCAAAAUUUUAACGUUGCCGACUAUUUUAACCCUCGGCCGUGUCGCCGCCGUGCCGCUGCUAAUCUUCACCUUUUAUGUUGAUAGUUGGUGGGGAAGGACUGCUACAACUAGUAUUUUUAUUGCUGCUGCUGUCACUGAUUGGCUUGAUGGGUACAUUGCUCGAAAGAUGAGGUUACGUUCUGUCUUUGGUGCAUUUUUGGAUCCAGUCGCUGAUAAGCUUAUGGUUGCUGCUACUUUGGUCUUAUUAUGUUCAAGACCUUUGAGUGUUGCUAUGUUUGGGCAAGUGCCAUGGCUACUGAUUGUACCAUCAAUAGCCAUUAUCGGAAGGGAGAUAACCAUGUCGGCCGUUAGGGAAUGGGCUGCUUCUCAGAAUAGUAAGCUUUUAGAGGCUGUUGCAGUAAAUAAUCUGGGGAAGUGGAAAACUGCUACGCAGAUGGUUGCAUUAACCAUCCUUCUGGCUACACGAGAUAGCAGCCUCGGGGAACCUGGGAUUUUAGUAGCUUCAGGUGUUAUUUUGCUCUAUAUUUCAGCGGGGCUUUCUGUAAUGUCAUUAGGUGUGUAUAUGGGGAAGAUAUGGAAAGUAUUAAUAAAGUAGUUUUCUUCAUCUGCCGCGUUGCAUUGGCUUGUGUACUUUUGUUGCUCAUGGUUUGCGGCUGAUCUCUGAUGUUACUUCUGGUCCUUUUCUGAUGAAUGUCUUCACAUAUUGAAGCUGGGUUCUUUAUUUAAGUGGAUUAAGGAGAAAGCCCUUGCUUUUUGAAGUUCACUCAUAUCGAAGUUACGUUUUAAUUAAAUAGUGUUGGUGAUGGUAGUAUCAAUAUAUUUGUGGGCUGUGCCCAUGUCUUAAAUUUCGGAAUUUUUUGGGUCAACACGAUUGAUGAUGAGGGUUUAGAUGUCGGACUGUGGUGUCUUUUAUUUUUGUGGAGGAUGCUGGGUACUGAAAGUAAGUUGAGUCCCAACAGAAGCACAUUUUGCACUGUAAUUUGCUACUGCAACUAGAGAUGAAGAAACUCUUACUGAACGAUUGGAGUGUACUUGUGUAAAUGACAAUUACUAAUCAAGUAGCUGCUCGGAAGUUAUACACAAGUAAUAAUACAUACAUAUAUGGGGCAUAUUAUUUUAUUUAUAGCAAAAAUUUCAUACAUGUUCUCCUUUUA
Theobroma umbraticum is the source of this 1648-nucleotide messenger RNA. RefSeq names its product phosphatidylglycerolphosphate synthase 2 (gene PGPS2). Lineage: Eukaryota; Viridiplantae; Streptophyta; Magnoliopsida; Malvales; Malvaceae. The record is from RefSeq and is a predicted model, not a curated record. Gene Ontology annotation, molecular function: CDP-diacylglycerol-glycerol-3-phosphate 3-phosphatidyltransferase activity. Gene Ontology annotation, biological process: glycerophospholipid biosynthetic process. Gene Ontology annotation, cellular component: membrane; chloroplast envelope.